This is a messenger RNA of Pan troglodytes (chimpanzee), 1984 nucleotides long. RefSeq names its product U2 small nuclear ribonucleoprotein auxiliary factor 35 kDa subunit-related protein 1. The transcript is spliced from 2 exons. The record is from RefSeq and is a predicted model, not a curated record. NCBI's taxonomy places the organism in Eukaryota, Metazoa, Chordata, Mammalia, Primates, Hominidae. Bases 444 to 1940 code for a protein of 498 amino acids. Gene Ontology annotation, molecular function: RNA binding; metal ion binding. Gene Ontology annotation, biological process: mRNA splicing, via spliceosome. Gene Ontology annotation, cellular component: U2AF complex.
GGUCUGCCAGCCUGGAGCAGCUCCCAGAGGUCUACUCAGAAGGACCCAAUUCCUAACCAGCCUCCCUUUCUCUGUCAGUGGGGACAUUAUCAGCCAAGCUUGAAGCUAUUAAUGAACUAAUUAAUUUUGACUACAUAUAUGCCAAGCCCGUAGUCUGAGACAGAGAGCCAAGCUAAUGUGGUAGUGAAAAUCAAGGAAGCACCUCUCAGCCUUUUAGAGAAUGAUCACCCAGAAUUCGUGGUCUCAGUGAAGGAAGACUUUGUGGAAGAUGACUUCAUUCCAGACCUGGGUAUCUCCAAUCUACUUCCAUCCAGCCACUGCCCGAAGCCAUCUUCCUGUCUACUGGAUGUUUAUAGUGACUGUGGGUAUGAGGGCUCCCCUUUCCCCUUCAGUGACAUGGCCUCUCCACUUGGUGCAAACCAUUCUAAGGAGGAGACUGGCCAAUGAACUCUUUCACCAGCUGGUUAAGAAUGUCUGAGGGGCCAGGCGGUGCUGGCAAGAUGGCUGCACUUGAGAAGAUGACGUUUCCCAAGAAGAUGACAUUUCCAGAGAAACCAAGCCACAAAAAGUACAGGGCCGCCCUGAAGAAGGAGAAACGAAAGAAACGUCGGCAGGAACUUGCUCGACUGAGAGACUCAGGACUCUCACAGGAGGAGGAAGAGGACACUUUUAUUGAAGAACAACAACUAGAAGAAGAGAAGCUAUUGGAAAGAGAGAGGGAAAGAUUACAUGAGGAGUGGUUGCUGAGAGAGCAGAAGGCACAAGAAGAAUUCAGAAUAAAGAAGGAAAAGGAAGAGGUGGCUAAAAAAUGGCAAGAAGAACAAGAGAGAAAGUUAAAGGAACAAUGGAAAGAACAGCAGAGGAAAGAGAGAGAAGAGGAGGAGCAGAAACAACAGGAGAAGAAAGAAAAAGAGGAAGCUGUGCAGAAGAUGCUGGAUCAGGCUGAAAAUGAUUUAGAAAAUGGUACCACAUGGCAAAACCCAGAACCACCCGUGGAUUUCAGAGUAAUGGAGAAGGAUCGAGCUAAUUGUCCCUUCUACAGUAAAACAGGAGCUUGCAGAUUUGGAGACAGAUGUUCACGUAAACAUAAUUUCCCAACAUCCAGUCCUACCCUUCUUAUUAAGAGCAUGUUUACAACGUUUGGAAUGGAGCAGUGCAGGAGGGAUGACUAUGACCCUGACGCAAGCCUGGAGUUCAGCGAGGAAGAAACCUACCAACAGUUCCUAGAUUUCUAUGAGGAUGUGUUGCCCGAGUUCAAGAACGUGGGGAAAGUGAUUCAGUUCAAGGUCAGCUGCAAUUUGGAACCUCACCUGAGGGGCAAUGUAUAUGUUCAGUACCAGUCGGAAGAAGAAUGCCAAGCAGCCCUUUCUCUGUUUAACGGACGAUGGUAUGCAGGACGACAGCUGCAAUGUGAAUUCUGCCCAGUGACGCGGUGGAAAAUGGCGAUUUGUGGUUUAUUUGAAAUACAACAAUGUCCAAGAGGAAAACACUGCAACUUUCUUCAUGUGUUCAGAAAUCCCAACAAUGAAUUCUGGGAAGCUAAUAGAGACAUCUACUUGUCUCCAGAUCAGACUGGCUCCUCCUUUGGCAAGAACUCCGAGAGGAGGGAGAAGAUGGGCCACCACGACCACUACUACAGCAGGCAGCGGGGAAGGAGAAACCCUAGUCCAGACCACACCUACAAAAGAAAUGGGGAAUCCGAGAGAAAAAAGAGUAGUCAUAGGGGGAAGAAAUCUCACAAACGCACAUCAAAGAGUCGGGAGAGGCACAAUUCACCAAGCAGAGGAAGAAAUAGGCACCGCAGCUGGGACCAGGGCCGCCGGAGCCAGAGCCGCAGGAGCCACCGCAGCCGGAGCCAAAGUUCCUCUAGGUGCCGAAGUCGUGGCAGGAGGAGGUCGGGUAAUAGAGACAGAACUGUUCAGAGUCCCAAAUCCAAAUAAACUAGUUUUGUUCUUAAAAAAAAAAAAAAAAAAAAAAAAAAGAA